UGGCACGCGCCCUGGCCAUUUCUUCUUCGUGGCCGAGCCGUGUGCCCACUUCCUGAGCACACCAUGAGGCUCCCUGCUCCUCCCUGAAGCUUGCCUGACCGCGCGACCCCAUGGAGCUCCCUUCAGUUCUCCUCAAGCACGCCGCGCCUGGCUCACCGGCGUUCGGGCCGCGGCUUCCUCCUCCAACUCCGGUCGGCCAAGAGCCCAGCUGCCCCUUGCUUCUCUCCCUCCAUCUCCCAGCAGCGCCCUGUCGAAGCCCUUCCAUGGCGCCGUUCUUUCCUGUGCUUGAGCUCCGUCCUCCCCAGCCAUGGUGCUCUGCGCGCCGAGCUCGGCCUCUGUUCCUCUGCGCCCUGCUCCUGCUCCUCGAGCUCGCCCUGCGCUCGUCUUCUUCUCCAUGGAUUCCCCAGCCGCACCCUUCAGCUCGCUCCCUCUCUGUUCGCGGCGCCCAGCUCAGAUCCCGCCUGCUCCACUGCGUCGCCGCCCGACUCGAGUUCGUCCUGGUGGCCGUUGAUUGGGAGCAGACUCGGUCGCGCCCCUACACCUCCCAUCGCCGGUCAUGGCUGCCGCGAGCGUCCUUUCCUUUUCCCCAUCCUCGCCGUGGCCCUCUGCUCGAUUCGCUAGAGCUCAUCUGUGCUCCCCUUCCAUGGCUGCUGUCUUCAAGGACAUCUUCCUUUGGCCUGGAGUCUUGCUGCGCUGCUGGCAUCUCCAAAUCCCUUGCGAGCUCGCCGGACCUCUGCCUCACCGUCGUCCAUUGAUGCCGUGCCGUGCCAUCAUCGCUUCCUGUUGCGAGCUCGAUCCCAUUGUCAUCGCUUCACCGUGCUCGCUGGCCGCACAUUCCAGCAGCUCUCUGCUCGUGGUUGCAAGCGCUCGAGGUGGAAGGAUGAAAUUAGAUGAAGAAGAAAGCGAGGUUCAGAGUAAUGCUCACUUGGUGCUCGACAAAAAGCCCAAAUGAAUCGUCAUGCCAUUGUCUUCGUUGAAUGGAAAUCGUCGUGCCGACACGUCGACGUCGUCGUUCGUCUCCUCUUCGGGUCUUCAACAACAUCGAAUAUCCGUCUUUGGUGCUUGUUGUCGAUCCGUCGCCUCGUCUCGAUACUGGCUCCUACGUGACAUCUCCCAAUUGUGAUCGAGCGGACAAAAGAAUCCCCAAGAAAGAUGUCUAAAGAUUUGAUUGUGGUGUGCGUGAAGUUCGUGUGGCCCCUGCCAAGCGCUCGACAAAUUAUUUGAAUCGGAAAAUCAUUACCGAUCUUGCGGAUUCGAGUCAUCUGUUGGAAUGGUAAGUUGAUUCGUUAUUCUA
Zea mays is the source of this 1294-nucleotide messenger RNA. RefSeq lists its product as uncharacterized. The record is from RefSeq and is a predicted model, not a curated record. Lineage: Eukaryota; Viridiplantae; Streptophyta; Magnoliopsida; Poales; Poaceae. The transcript has a single exon. The coding region runs from base 111 to 755 and encodes 214 amino acids.